AUGGCUCCCGCUCGACGCCACAUCGGGGCAAGCCGUAGGAAGAGACGGGACGAUGAGGGCGAGGACGAGGGCUCACAGUUUGGAGAAGUGGACGAUGACUCCUUGAGUGAGGGCUCGGUCGACAGUCACCAGGAAGAUGAAGAUGCCGAUGGAGAAGUUAGCGAAAGUGACGGAGAAGCUUCGACCACGCUGGACACGGACAAGCUCAACGGUGGAAAGACCAACGGCCGGAACCCAAACCAGACAGACCAACACAGCUCUACAACCCCCAGAAAGCCCGGACUGAAGAUGACUGUCUCCGACACGGAAGCGAUGUUGAACGGGCUUAAACUAUCUGACGAUGGCGAUGAGAUCAGCUUCGACCAGAUGGAGGAGCAGCGAGACCUUCAGACGGGCCGGACACCGUCUGCUCCGCCCACGGAACCGAAACGGGAGACCCUAGCUGCGAGGAAGCGCCGAGAGCAUGAGAAAUACGUGAAGGAGCGAGAGCAGAACCCGGCAUUUGUACCCACCCGAGGCAGUUUCUUCUUACACGACAAGCGGACGUCAGAGGCUGGAUCGAAUAGUCACCGUGCCUUCAACAAGGGAAAGUCCAGGCCCGUCGGUCUCAUCGUGGAUGGGAAUUCUCGCAAAAACUCUACCUCCAAGGACGCAAGUGAAGGACAGUGGACACACGACCUCCAUGAGACAGUGGCCGGAGAGCACCCCGCGCCCAAGCAGGCCUCCACCACAGCUGGACCAUAUCCAUCGGUUCAGAAUGUGCCGACCGCCCCUCGAUCUGACCCUCCGAAUCGUUCGUUCUCUAGCACUACCUUGAUCGGCAAUGUUCCCGUCGUUGUUUUCCUGCCAGGCAUGACACAGCCAAAGUCGUUCCCCGCAGUGCCUAAAAAGCAGCAUACUCGCCUCCCCCAACAUCGUCCUCCCUUGCGCCGUGACAAACCGGUGCGAAUCUCGCUUCCUGGCCAGCCUCCUCGCUAUAUUUUCCCCUCUAUUGAGCGUUCCUUCAUCUUUAUUCCCCGUGCAUUGCGACCGAAUCAACAAGGCUACCGAGGCCGGGGCCGAGGCGGUGGUUUCUACCCCGGCCGACGACCCAGCUAUUACAACACCUACACCCCUAGCGUUCUCAGUGUCAGCAGAAGGUCCUCGCUUGGAAUGUCGGUCUCCCAGGAUGGCUAUCCGUCGCCGGCAGGUUCGGUGUACUCGCGGCCAGCCAUGGUUGUUCCCGAUACAAGCAAGCCCGUCGUUCGUCUGCCUCCUCCGCCGCGUCCUCCCGUUGGUAUGCCCCCGACCGGGCCUGGUGCGGGAAUGCCACCAGGAGCUAUGCCACCUAUGCAAUUCCCGCACUUUGCCUAUCGUGAAAGUCGCCCGGCACCUAUCCCCAUGCAUCAACCCCGUCCUCAAAAGGCUGUCUCCGUGGCCGAUAUCGAGAGCCCGGCCAGCUUCCCAUUCAACCCACCCCAGCCUCAGCAGGAACAACCAUUCCACCACCAGGUUCCCAUGCCCGUUGCUGGACCUGGUCAAGAGCAGAUGGUGCAGGGCCCGCCGAGCCAGGCUUCAGGAACUCCGCUUUCGCAGAUUCCCGAGCGGGCAAUCCACGCCCAGCCUUUCCAACCAUACGGCUACCAACCGCCAGGCUAUUACCCAGGCUACCCUCCUGGCGCCAUGUACUAUCCAGGAUCUGGUCCUGAGUAUGCCCCGUACAAUGGACCGAUGGGACCUGGUGUUUCGAUGCCUAAUUUCCCUCCGGGUCAACAACCUAUGCCUUACGUUGUUCCCUCCUCGUCAUCGGGAGAGCAGCCUUCUCAGCCCGGUACCGUUGCCCAUGAAUCGGGUGGCACGGUGUACUUCUAUGAUGCCAACCAGAUGUACCCUGGCACUAAUUAUGGGGGUCAAGGUCCGGGGCAGGGGCCUGGAGGAGUUGUGGGCAUGGGAGGUAUGAUGACGCCUCCUGGUACCACGUAUUACUACCCACAACCACCUGGGGCCGGGGGAGGCAUGUACUAUGGACCUCAGUGA
This is a messenger RNA of Penicillium cataractarum, 2016 nucleotides long. RefSeq lists its product as uncharacterized. Gene Ontology annotation, biological process: mRNA processing. NCBI's taxonomy places the organism in Eukaryota, Fungi, Ascomycota, Eurotiomycetes, Eurotiales, Aspergillaceae. The transcript is spliced from 2 exons. Gene Ontology annotation, cellular component: exon-exon junction complex. Bases 1 to 2016 code for a protein of 671 amino acids. The record is from RefSeq and is a predicted model, not a curated record. Gene Ontology annotation, molecular function: mRNA binding.